Molecule: messenger RNA, 1296 nt
Organism: Vicia faba (fava bean)
Lineage: Eukaryota; Viridiplantae; Streptophyta; Magnoliopsida; Fabales; Fabaceae
Source: the annotation of a GenBank genome assembly
AUGGCAACAUUGGGUGCAAACUCAAGUAUUAUUAUCAAAACUGAUAUAAGGUUUCACAGAACAACUACAACAACAACAACAACAAGAUGGCAAUGUCAACACCACAAAGGGGAACACCAUUCUUCUCCCAAUCCUACACAUAUAUUUGAAUUUGGGUUCAAUAGGAUGCUUGUUUCUCUCAAAGAUUGGAGAAAUUUACGUCUCAUGGAACUAGCUGGCUUAUUGGUUUGCAUUUUGAUGCUUGUUCCUUCAGCUGAUGCUGUUGAUGCUCUCAAAACUUGUGCCUGUUUGCUCAAGGAAUGCAGGCCAGAAUUAGCCAAGUGUCUUUCAAACCCAUCAUGUGCUGCAAAUAUUGCUUGUCUCCAAACUUGCAACAACAGACCUGAUGAGACUGAAUGCCAAAUUAAAUGCGGAGACGUGUUUGAAAACAGUGUGGUUGAUGAAUUCAACGAGUGCGCCGUCUCAAGGAAGAAAUGUGUACCUAAGAAAUCUGAUGUGGGAGAGUUUCCUGUUCCAAACCCGGACGUUCUUGUGAAGAGCUUUAAUAUUUCAGAUUUUAGUGGCAAGUGGUACAUCACUAGUGGGUUAAAUCCCACCUUUGAUGCCUUUGAUUGCCAAUUACAUGAAUUUCACACAGAAUCCAAUAAACUUGUUGGUAAUAUAGCAUGGAGAAUACCAACUCCUGAUGGUGGAUUUCUUACAAGGUCAGCCCUGCAGAAAUUUGUUCAAGAUCCUGAAAAUCCAGGAAUACUCUACAAUCACGAUAAUGAGUACCUUAACUAUCAAGAUGACUGGUUUAUUUUGUCAUCUCAAAUUGAGAACAAACCAGAUGACUAUAUAUUCAUAUACUACCGAGGAAGAAACGAUGCAUGGGAUGGCUACGGUGGUGCUGUCGUAUACACAAGGAGUUCAGUUUUACCAGAAUCUAUUAUUCCUGAACUUGAAAAAGCGGCAAAGAGCGUAGGAAGAGACUUUAGCAAGUUCAUAAGAACAGAUAACACAUGUGGACCAGAGCCUUCCAUUGUGGAGAGGUUGGAGAAAAAAGUAGAGGAAGGAGAGAAAACCAUUGUGAGGGAAGUUGAAGAGUUGGAAGAAGAGGUAGAGAAGGUUGGUAAAACCGAAAUGAACUUGUUACAGAAGUUGGCAGAAGGGUUCAAAAUUUUGCAAGAAGAUGAAGAAAAUUUCUUAAGAGGGCUAUCUAAGGAAGAAAUGGAGAUACUCAACAGCCUCAAAUUGGAAGCUGAUGAAGUAGAAAAGCUCUUUGGACGUGCUUUGCCACUAAGGAAACUAAGAUAA